Mesorhabditis spiculigera is the source of this 243-nucleotide messenger RNA. The record is from the annotation of a GenBank genome assembly. NCBI's taxonomy places the organism in Eukaryota, Metazoa, Nematoda, Chromadorea, Rhabditida, Rhabditidae.
AUGAAGUUCCUGUUCCUCUGCACGGUAGUUAUUCUUGCGUCAGCGUCUGCUGCAGCGCUAACCGCGCGGGAUAUUGAACUCUACAAGCUUCGUCAACAAGUAGCAUGCUCUUACGAUCAGACGAAGUAUUGGCGCCCAGAAGUGUUUAUCGGCGACAUGAUACUGGGGCCAGAAUGUGUUUGCCGCCCGGGCUAUCAUUUCAACCUAGCUGACUACAAUUUGCCGUGCACCCGGAAUCAAGAU